GGAGGAGGCAGAAGAAGAGGCCACCGUCCUGUCUGAGUGGUUAGCUGCUGCUGCUCAGUGGAGCCGCAGUUUUUCCUCUCACGGCUAUGAUUGACAGAGGCAGCAGAGCUUUACACGGGCAUGUCCGCACACUCGCUCGGUUGUUGCCGUAACAACAGAGAGACCUGCAGCAUGGCGAGUCCGGAGAGAGCCCAGAGCUGCCGCUGCUCUCACACAAGAACAACAGCAGCGUGUGUCGGAGUCUUCAGGAUCUUAUUUAUUGCUCUUAUUCACGCCGCGCGGGCGGAUAAACAAGCAUUCAUUCAGUCAGACACAAUUCUAGAGGUUCUACAUUUUGGUGAGGGAAGCCUUUUACAGGCAGAGUCUGACAUUGAUUUCAGUUUAUAUCAUCAACAGAGCACGUCCCCGCACCGAGGGAACUGCCGACCUAUACGAUUUGAACCUCCAAUGCUAGACUUUCAUGAACAGCCGGUUGGAAUGCCAAAAAUGGAGAAAGUUUAUUUACAUAAUCCUAGCUCAGAAGAAAUUAGUUUGAUAUCAAUAUCGGCAACAACAGCACAUUUCCACGCCUCCUUUUUUCAGAAUAGGAUAAUUCCACCAGGAGGGAACACAUCUUUUGAUGUCGUGUUUCUUGGUCGAGUUGUUGGAAAUGUAGAAAACACUUUAUUUAUUAAUACGUCACAUCAUGGAGUGUUUACAUACCAGGUUUUUGGGGUCGGCGUCCCGAACCCCUACAGGCUUCGGCCCUUCAUCGGGGCCCGGGUCCCUGUGAACAGCAGCUUCUCCCCUCUAAUAAACAUUCACAACCCAUACAGUGAACUGCUGCAGGUGGUGGAGAUGUACUCCAGUGGAGGAGAUCUGCAUUUAGAGCUUCCCACUGGCCAACAGGGAGGCACCGGAAAGCUUUGGGAGAUUCCUCCUUUCGAGACGAAGGGGGUGAUGAGAGCCAGCUUCUCUUCGAGAGACGCGGACAACCACACGGCUUUCAUCAGGAUCAAAACCAACGCUCCAAAUGAGGACCAGUUCAUCAUCCUCCCGGUUGAGGUGGAGGUCACGUCAGCUCCCGGUAUAUACUCCUCCACAGAAAUGCUUGACUUUGGAACGCUUCGAUCACAAGAUCGUCCAAAACUCCUGAACCUCCAUCUUUUAAAUUCAGGAACAAAAGACGUUCCUAUCACAAGUGUUCGCACAACACCAUCAAACGAAGCCGUCACCGUAGAUUUUAAAGCGGUGACGCUCAAAGCCGGAGAGAACAGAUAUACUAAAGUUGCAACCAUUAGUUUCGAUGCCUCAAAAGCAAGACGACCAUAUCAGUUUUCUGGUAAAAUAACAGUUAAAGCAAAAGAAAAGACUUAUUCCAAGCUUGAAAUCCCAUACCAGGCAGACGUUUUAGAAGGCUACCUGGGCUUUGACCACACGGCUACGUUGUUCCACAUCAGAGACAGCCCUGUCGACCCAGUGGACAGAGCGAUUUUCCUCACAAACGCGUUCAGCUUCGCGAUCCGGAUACACAACGUGUCCCUGCCCGACGAGGCUAAAAUCAUGUUUAAAGUGCAAAACUUCAGCACGCCCAUCCUCAUCCCGCCGCACGAGUCCCGCUACAUCUUCUCCCUCCUCUUCCGGGCAGUCCGACCCUCCAUUCACAUAGACAGCAAUAUCUUGCUGAUCACAAACGCGUCCAAGUUUCACCUGCCCGUCCGGGCUUACACAGGCUUCUUAGAGCCCCUCGUCCUGCCCCCCAGUGUGAAGGAGAACGUCCUGGACUUCGGCGUCCGCAGCGCCACCGACACCAGCAGCAUCAUAUUCGUGGUCGUCAACAGCAACCCCAUCGAGCUGGAGAUAAAGUCCUGGCUGGUCACAGGAGACAGCCUCUUCAUGGAGCUGCUGAAGACGGAGAAGGGGAACACGACAGCAGCCCUGAGUCGCCUGCAGGAGCUGCAAAACGCCUCAGCCUCGCAUCACAAAACGGUGAUUCUAGCAUCUGGCUAUUAUGCAGCUUUCAGAGUCACAUUAGUCGCCAAAGCGCUCGAGGGCGUGUACGAUGGAGCCAUUCACAUCACAACAGAUUAUGAGAUAUUGACCAUCCCAGUCAAAGCUCUCAUCGCAGUGGGGACAUUAAACAGCUCACCCAGGCACAUCGUGUUGCCACCUUCAUUUCCAGGAAAAGUCGUUCACCAAAGCUUCAACAUCCAGAGCUCCUUCACACAAAAAGUCCGGCUGCAGCAGAUCCAGUCGCUGACGGAGGACAUCAGGUUUUAUUACAAGCGUCUGCGCAACAACAAAGACGAGCUGGAGCCAAGACGAAAAUCCAAGGUGGCAAAUAUUUAUUUUGACGCCAGCUUGCAGUGUGGUGAUCACUGUUAUGUGGGCCUGCCAUUUGUGCUUAAAUCUGAAUCCAAGCCUCACGGUCUGGUGUUGCAGGAGGAUAUCUGGGAUGCUGACGUAGACCUUCAUCAGAAACUCCUCAAACGAUGGAAGGAGAUCAAAGAGCGCUCAGGACACAAAAUCGAAGCCAUCUUUGAAGUCAACACGAACCUCCAGAAGAACAUCGAAGCUAAAGUCACGGCCCAUUUGACCUGGCCUUCACUCGUCAACUCCUCACAGAGAAUUGUGUUCCCCCUGACCAGCACAAACAGCUCCUCUGACGAGGAGGUGAUCCUGCAGAACCCUUCAGAUGUCCCCGUCUACGUCCAAGUUCUCCCGCUGGCGCUUCUUCCCAACCCCUCUGUGUUUUCUGGAAAGCUGGCCGACAGGUUGCCAUUGGGAAAUUUGUCCAGUAUAAACAUUGACACAAGCACAUUCGAGUUCCAGGUUCACAGAAACCAAACGUCCCUAAUAAAGAGCAGCUCGGGGUUUGUCGAAGGCUCAACCAGACCCUUUGUCUACAAUCUCAUGCUGCUGCCUGGGGAAGUGAAGUCAUUCAGCGUGAGGUUCACGCCCGUCAGAAACCACAGCGUCUCCUCCCUUCUCAUAGUCAGGAACAACCUGACUGUGAUCGACACGAUCGUGCUCCACGGACGCGGCACGACGGAGAGCCUGAAGGUGGCGGGGAAGCCUCCAGGGCAGGGCAGCUCGCUGAGGUUCAAGAUGACGGAGGCGCUGCUGAAAGACUGCACAGAAAAAAUAAAAGUUAAGGAGCCAAACUUUACUCUCAAGAGAACCGUCAGAGUGGAGAACACUGGACAGCUCCCGAUCACCAUCAAAUCGGCAGAAAUCAACGGCCGAGCUUGCGAAGGAUAUGGAUUCAAAGUUCUCAACUGUCAGGAGUUUGCACUUAAGCCGAAUGCUUCAAAAGACAUCGUCAUACUGUUUACACCCGACUUCACCUCGUCCCGAGUGAUCCGGGAGCUGAAACUGGUGACGCGGGGCGGCUCGGAGUUCGUGUUCGUCCUGAACGCCUCUCUGCCCUACCACAUGCUGGCCGCCUGCGCCGAAACCCUGCCCCGACCCAGCUGGGAGCUCGAGCUCUACAUCAUAGUGUCCGUCGUCAUGAGCUCCAUGUUUCUGUUGGUGAUAGUCACCGCCUACCUGGAGGCGCAGAGCAUCUGGGAGCCUUUCAAGAGACGCGUCUCGGUGGAGUCCAACUCCAGCAUGGAGACGGGGAGGCCGUUUAACCUCAGGGAAAUUGUCCAAAUUCACAGAGAUUUAAAUGACUACAGCGACUCGUCCCAGAACUCCAGGGGGUUUUACCCAUCCAGCAACGGCACGGCGAGGGUCGGAGGUCGACAGAGUAGCCGGAACUUACUGGAACCCGACAGCCAAGACAAGAGGCCCAGGAUGCCCUUCAGCCGCCCGUCUGUGCCAGCGGCUCCAUCUCAGCUGCCCAAAGCGAGCUCAGCCUCCGGCCAGGACGGUCCACCGGCCCCCUGCCAGCUGGUUAAUCGGAAGGCUCGCAACAGCAAACAGCUGGACCUCCCGGGUCAAAGUUCGCCCGGGUCGUCGUUGCAGGAGGAUCCAGAGUACUCCAGCCUCUUAGGAGCCAUGGACAACGACCUCGAUCGCCCAGAGUCGCUGGCCGCCGAGGCUCUACAGGACCAGAGCUCUCGAUCCGCUCAAAGCAAAGUGUUAGAAUCCAAAGGGAAGCAGCGUUCCAAAACAAAAGCGCUGAGAAAGAAGGAAGAGAAGGAGAAAAAGCCCAGAUUAAAGACUCAGGGAGACGAGUUGAAAGACAACCUGGCAGACAACGACGACAGCUCCUCCACCACCACAGAGACCUCAAACCCAGACGUGGAGACAAACCUCAAAGAGGAACCAGUGAAAAAGAAAGGGAGGACAACAACUCCUGGGAAGACAAAAGAGGAAACUUCAAAUUUCUCAAGCAAACCCAAAGAAAGAAAACAAGAAGCUGCAAAGAAAGAGACUCAAACAGAGAAAUCCAGUUCUCUGGAGCUUCCAUACGUAACGCCGCUGGAAAACAAGCAGCGCAGGAGCUUCGCGUCCAAAGCUCUUCACCCCCUCAUCUCAAAGACGAGGCCGGCGCAGAAACAAAGAAUAGACGGGAAGCCGGACGACGGGCGGCCCCUGCUUUUAGCCAAGCUGUCGUCGAGCUCCUCCGUCCCGGAGCUGGGCCACAGCAGCAGCUCAGAGGGAGAGAAGGACUACGCUCCUCCAGAGUGGGACAUCCCUCUUCCUAACAACAGCAUGCAAGCAGACAGCCUCCAGCAGAUCUCCCUGCAGACGUUGAACGCAGAUCCUUUCCUGAAGCGGUCGGCCACCGCGGGGACCUGCUCCCCUCCGCCCACUUCGCCCAGCUUACUGUCCCGAGGCACCUACAGCAGCGUGCUGAACAGCACCAGCGAGCUGAACCAGAAAAAGGCCCCGGGAAAUAAGCCGUCUGCAGGAGCGCCACUUCCAGGCAAGAACGGCAACCCCACCUUCGCCGCUGUGGCCGCAGGUUACGACAAAAGCCCAGGCGGCUCUGGUCCGGGUAAAGGCGACAACCAAUCCAAGACUCUGGCCAACAUGAUGUCAGUGGAAAGUGACAGCUCAGACAGCUCUGGAUUAUGGAGUCCGAUCAACACGGCCAGCAGUCCAAACUACAAAUCUGACAACUCUUUCUCUGCUUUCGGACCCAACAGCUCCUUCAACCUGACUCAAGUUUUCAGUGGGAUGAAUCUCCCAAAGCCUUCGGAGCCUCAGCCCAGCUGGCCCGAGUUCACCCCGGCCAUCUGGGACAUGCCCAGCAGCGACCCCCUGCACUCCUGGCCCAGCAGCUCCGGAUCGCCCACCGCCCCGACGGCCUCGUUCCUGGGAAACACUUGCAGCCCGUGGUCUGCCACCACACCCUUCAGCAACUCCAUCUGGUCAACGGGCGCAGAUUCCACGCUGCACCCGUACUCGCCGUCGACCGGUUCGCCUGCUCUGACCACUCUGGUGAGCGGCGCCGCCCCGUCGCCGACGCAGUCACCGACGACUCCCUCGGAGAUGAGCAGGACCUUCAACCCCUGGAGCGCAUGGCUUCCCACUCUGACCAGGCGCAGCUCCGAGCCCUGGCCCAGCUCGUCUGAUACCAGCAACUAAACAGCAGCUGGCGAAAGUUACCCGUACGCUAAACGAGUCUUUUACUAUCAGAGAAGCCCCGCCCCCUCCUCCAGACAGCAACGUUACGGGGAGCCAUGGAUGAGCGCCACGUUUAUUUCUCUGCAGCUUUUUUAUUCCUGAGGGCAGUGAUGCUAGCUUUUUAUUUGGGUUUGUUUUAACAGGAGACCCCUGAAAUAAGCGCACUGUAAAAACACAAUGCCUUUUUGUUCUGGUUUCUAGUGCAAAUAUCUUAGUAUACUUGAAAUAAGAAAAAAGAAACUUACAAGUAACUUUUCAGCAAGAAAAAGAAGCUUGUUUUGAGCCAAUAAUUCCUUAAUAUUGAAGAAAAAGUACUAGUGCUUUUACCGUCAUCUUGCUGAGAAUGUUCUUGUAAGUUAGUUUUUUUCUUAUUUCAAGUGUAACGGGAUAUUUGCACUGGAAACUAGAUCAAAAUUACUUGGUGGCAAUGUGUGUUUUUGGCAGUGCGCGAAUGCCGUAGAAAGGCCAUUAAUGCUGCAUUCCUUCUCAGAAACGUGGCAGAGCCACUAAGGGUUUAGUAUUAAAUAACUUAUUUGACGCCACAUUUAAACUCAGUUCUUAUUGGUUUCUUAAUUAUAAAAAAAGAAAAGAAAGCUUUAUUUCAGAGGCCAAAACGUACAGUCAUUCACAUUGGGAUCACUGCACUUUUAUUUGGCAGAAGGGAUAUUUAAAAAAAAAAAAAAAAAUCUAAAAUUGGAUUUGUAUUGGAUGUUUUUUUUUGUAUACCCAUCCCAUAAAAGUUUUAGGAACAUUUAUGUUGUCCAUUUUUAAACUGGAAUUAUUUGGUCUAGCGAUCAAGUAAAACUAAAUUCCUCAGUUUGGGGUUUGAACUGUAUUCUUAUCGCCUUUGUUUGUCUGCAAAUUUAAUUAAAGGAUUUCAGCAGAAAA
Xiphophorus hellerii (green swordtail) is the source of this 6447-nucleotide messenger RNA. It is a transcript of the gene tmem131, whose product is annotated as transmembrane protein 131. Bases 121 to 5520 code for a protein of 1799 amino acids. Gene Ontology annotation, cellular component: membrane. The record is from RefSeq and is a predicted model, not a curated record. The transcript is spliced from 41 exons. NCBI's taxonomy places the organism in Eukaryota, Metazoa, Chordata, Actinopteri, Cyprinodontiformes, Poeciliidae.